GUUGAAGAGGAGAAGAGAGCGCGAAUCGGCAAGCGAACUACACUGUAGAGUUGCUGUCAGCCUGUGCUCACUGUAGCCUACAGUCAGUCUCCCUGUGAGCUAUCUGUGUGACUGUGCGUGAUUCCGUUGCGUGACGAUAAAGACGUUACCAACAGAAUCCGCGUUUGCUGAUGCGCUGUUUUUGAACGUACACAAUACGAAACAGUCCACCACGGUAGCGAAUUUUUGGAGAUACCGGUUGAGAGGCUCUCAGACUAAAACAGUACAGGGAUCCUCAAGCGACUGCCUGCCAAAUCCAUGAACAGGACAGUUCGAGACAUCCUAGCCUGGUGAAAAUGGAAGUAGCUGUACCUGAGGAACCUCAAAAGAAAAUCUUUCGCGCACGGAAAACUAUGAAGAUGAGUGAUCGACAGCAAUUGGAAGUGCUGCACAACACCCUGGCAACCACCAACUCCAGCUUAUCUUCCUCUCCACCUCAGACACCUCUGAUGAACGGCACUCAUACCGAGACGGAGAAAGACUUGAAUAAUAAGGAGGGUGACCUGAUGGCACCUGCCACAGAUUCAGCUCGCUGUUCCCCAUCUCCAUCCUUCCCAGUCUCUCGAUCGCCCUCUCCACCCAACACACAGACUACCUCACCUGCGAUGGAUUUGGAAGACCCCCUUGUGGCCACCGAGGAGAAAAAGGAGACAAGCAAUAAAAGUUCAUCCUCUUCACCUUCUGCUUCUCCUGCUGGGUUGAACUGUGACCCAGAGGUUAAAGAAGGAUUUCUGUGCUUGAGCGAAGAAGAUGAGACCCAAGCAGACAAAGAUGAAAAAGACAGUAGUGAGGAGAAGAUGAAUGUAGAUGCUGAGACUGAAGACCAAAAAGAGGAAAAGGAUGAAAAAGAUACUGAUACACCUGAGAAUGCAGAAGCAGACAACAGUGCCCCUGUUGGUCUAAAGAGAACAUUGUCCGAGGAGAAAGAUGAAGAUGAUAAAGAAAUCGAGGAGGAGAGAGAUGGGAAACGAGCAAGGCUGGAGGGUGAGGAGCUGGAGGCUCAGCUGGAGCUGAAAAUCACAGCCAACGGUGGAAACCGGGACAAAAUAGAGAAGAUGGUGCAGCAGUUAGUCGAGGAACGGUUACGGGUCCUGCAGUUGACUGUAUUUGACAGAAGCUUAAAAGAGCUGAAAGACAGGGUGGAGAAGAUCGACAAUGUAACCAAACAACAGAAUGCUCUUCAGCAUAUUAAUACACUACAGGCUAAGAUUUCCCGGCUAGCCAAAAAGUUUGGUGCUGCUAAUCAGGCUUCGGAGAAUGCGAAGAGAACUCAAGAUGCUCAAGCUGCCGCUGCUGCUGCUCAAGCCAACAAUGCAACCAACGCGACUACACCACAACGUACUGUUAAAACCACAGUGGAUUCCAAAUUGUCCAGUUCACCUACUGUCUCUAACUCAACUGCGGUCCCAGCCCAGCCCAAACCUCUGUCCACGCCGGCUACGCCAACUUCCUCUGCUCUGGCUACCACUGCGCCAAUUCUUCAGAUCAUCUCCACAACCACAAGCUCCACUCCUUCAUCCACCUCUUUGCCUGGUCAGUCCCAGACUGGCACCCUACUACUAAAGACUGGUCCAAAUCCAACAGUUAUGACCAACGCCCCAGCAACAUCAGGGGGUCAACCGGUGGCCAUGCAGCAACUUUUAAUUCAGCUGCCUUUAGCCAUGGCCAAUGGGCAAAGCGGGGCGCUAGUUAAUGCUGCCGGUGGAGUUGGUUUGAUACCGGUGUCGUCAUUAUCAACGGUUAGUAACAUUAAUAAAGCAAAGACGACUACACCUGCUACCACCUUCAUGCUUCAGAAGACAGCAGGCAAUGUUUCAUCCGCCACUUCUUCAGCUCCAGCAGUGUCAUUAGCAAGGGCUGUGUAUCCGGGUGGCACAGGGACUGUUAGUUCACCCAACACAGGGAUAUCUGUGACAACUGCCCGAACGCCUACACAGUGUGCCGCUGUUGUGGGAGUCUCGACAGCAGCCGCUUCUCCUGGAACCACAGGACCUGCAGCAACAGGAUCAGCAGCAGCUGCGGCUGGUUCACCAUCGGCUUCGGCAUUGGCUUCUAAGACCGAUAAUCAGGCCUCGACACCAAAAACAGCCUCUCAGCCUGGGCGUCCUAAAGGUUCUGUGAUUGAUCUGACCGAAGAUGAUGAUGAUGUUCAAGUGACAGGAGUCCAAAAGGCUACUGUUUCCCCUGUCACUACCCAGCGUUCAUCUGGGCCACCUCCAUUAGUCAGCUCUACUCCUAAUACCGGUACAGGAGUUCGAUCGGCACAACGUUCCACUGUGGAUUCUCCAUCUCAAUCCCGUCCAAGCUCUUCUUCCUCCACCUCUCUUCCUCCGCUACCACUGGCACCAUCACCACCGGCGCGCCUCCCACCCGAAGCCAACCACACAUCCCCUCCACAGCAGCCGCAGCUCAAACUCGCACGCGUCCAGAGCCAAAACGGCAUCGUCCUCUCCUGGUGUGUUGCUGAAACAGACCGCAACUGCGCCGCUGUGGAUACCUACCACCUGUACGCCUAUCACCAGGACCACCAGAGCUCAGUUUCAGGUGCUUCAGCUCAGAUGCUGUGGAAGAAGAUCGGGGAGGUGAAGGCGCUGCCGCUUCCAAUGGCCUGCACCUUGACCCAGUUCGUGUCAGGUUCCACAUAUUACUUUGCAGUGAGGGCGAAAGAUGUGUAUGGACGAUUCGGUCCGUUCUGUGAACCGCAGUGCACUGAUGUCAUUACUCCAGCAUCUUCGGCAUCCACCUAAAAUGAUUCCAAGCGAUGGCGGGAGGUGGCCUGGGCCAACGGGAAAUUUGUAAUUGUUACAGAAUUGUUAACUAUGCGCAGACCACUGGGUUAGUCUUGCCCUUCGUGUUAGGAAUAGUAGGGAAUUCUAAUAGGUUUGUCUAAUGCAAAUGGACAUAAAAUGACUCGUCACUGCAUACAGACACGUACACUUUGUUUCAACUUUGUUUUACAAUGAGGAGGGAACUAUCAAACUUGCAUUGUGCUUGAAAUUGUAUUUUCCUUGUGCAGAAUGUUCAGUUAAGUAUUGUUUUCAAAUUUCUUUCUCUAUCAUUUUUUUUUUUACGUGGACAAUUUUUUUUUAAAAUAAAACAAUAUUCAAUACAUUGCACAGAUAUUCCAGUCUAGGUCCCGGUCAUUAGCUACAGGAAAGGAGAGAGGAGACGUGUUAAAGGUUUUUGUAAUGUUUUUUGUCUGGUACCCAGACACUCCAAAAUGACACUCAAUAAAAGUAUUGAUAUAUUUAA
Molecule: messenger RNA, 3291 nt
Organism: Danio rerio (zebrafish)
Lineage: Eukaryota; Metazoa; Chordata; Actinopteri; Cypriniformes; Danionidae
Source: RefSeq, a predicted model, not a curated record